AUUCAAAUGUCACAAUACGGUAAAGCUGAAUACUGGGAAGAACGAUACACAAGAGAUCCCGAGCCAUUUGAUUGGUAUCAAAGAUUUGCAGGCAUCAAGGAUCUUGUUUAAGCCUGUUUCACUCCUGAAAGUAAGCUACUUAAUGUUGGAGCAGGGAAUUCAAGGUUGAGUGAAGAGAUGUUCGAUGAAGGUUAUUAGAACAUUACAAACAUCGAUAUUUCUCAUGUUGUAACAAAAGCAAUGUAAGAGAAGUACAAGGAUAAAGGGCCAAAUUUCAAAUAUCUACAUAUGGAUGCCAGAGCUAUGGAAUUUGAAGAUGGAUCAUUCGAUGGAGCAAUUGACAAAGGAACUAUUGAUGCCAUAUUAUGCGGAGAGUCAUCAUCAUCUAAUGCGUAGAAAGUUAUUCAAGAAGUUCACAGAGUAUUAGGACCAAAAGGUGUCUAUUUUGCAAUUUCUUAUGGUCUCCCUGAACACAGACUUUAAUACUUAGAAAAGCCAGAAUAUGAUUGGAAUGUAAUAGUUAAAUAGGUUCAUAAACCAACAAUUUCAACCUCAAUCGCAAUUACUAAUGAGGAUAAAGAUGCCCCUAAUGUUCAUUAUAUCUAUAUAUGCACUAAAGGAUAAUAAAAAGGAGCUAAGCAAUGAAUUGAAUUUGAAUUAUAUAUAUAUAUAAUCAUUUAGGAAUAAAUUGUGUUAUAAAA
This is a messenger RNA of Paramecium tetraurelia, 701 nucleotides long. RefSeq lists its product as uncharacterized. Lineage: Eukaryota; Ciliophora; Oligohymenophorea; Peniculida; Parameciidae. Gene Ontology annotation, molecular function: S-adenosylmethionine-dependent methyltransferase activity. The transcript has 7 exons. The record is from RefSeq and is a predicted model, not a curated record.